Nothoprocta perdicaria is the source of this 2431-nucleotide messenger RNA. RefSeq names its product SLAIN motif family member 2 (gene SLAIN2). The record is from RefSeq and is a predicted model, not a curated record. Gene Ontology annotation, biological process: cytoplasmic microtubule organization; positive regulation of microtubule polymerization; microtubule nucleation. Lineage: Eukaryota; Metazoa; Chordata; Aves; Tinamiformes; Tinamidae. Bases 1 to 1452 code for a protein of 483 amino acids. The transcript is spliced from 9 exons. Gene Ontology annotation, cellular component: microtubule plus-end.
AUGGCCGUGGGCCCCGCUAAGCGCUUUAUUUAUAGCCGCGAAGCCGCCGCCCGCCAACGGCCGCCAACGGCCGCCCCGGCGGCGGCGGGCGGCGAGGCCGCGGGGCUGCUCGACGAGGCGCCGCUGCUGCGGCCCGACGAGCUGGAGCGGCUGGCGGGCUGCGAGGAGGACGAGAGCGGAUGGUUAUACACAUCUCCAAAGAAGAAACUGACUCCAGUGCAAAAAUCUGUUAGUCCAUUAAUUUGGUGCAGGCAGGUGUUGGAUUACCCGAGUCCUGACAUAGAAAGUGCUAAAAAGUCCCUGAUCCACAGGCUGGAGCAGACCAUGUCAGUUCUCAAGAGACAGAGCUUGUACAGUAACCCUUUCAGUGCAGUCAGCUACGCAGGCUCCUACAGCCCAAAUACGAGUAGCCCCUACAGCAGUGGCUUCAACUCUCCCUCCUCCACACCAGUGAAAUCUGUGUUGGUGAAACAGUUCAUACCUCCUGGUACCUCAGGUCAUCUUAAAAGYUCAGCAGAUAGAAACCCUCCACUAAGUCCACAGUCUUCUCUGGACAGUGAGUUAAGUGCUUCAGAAAUGGAUGAAGACUCUAUUGGAUCAAAUUACAAGCUAAAUGAUGUUACAGAUGUGCAAAUUUUAGCACGAAUGCAGGAAGAAAGCCUCCGGCAGGAGUACGCGGCGAGCGCCUCGCGCCGCAGCUCGGGCUCCUCCUGCCACUCCACCCGCCGCGGCACCUUCAGCGACCAGGAGCUCGACGCGCAGAGCCUCGAAGAUGAGGACGACGGCGCGCACCCCACAGUGCAUCCCGCUGUCAGCAGGUUCUCGCCUUCGCCUCGCAGCUCUCCCUGGCCCUCCCCAAAACAGUCCCCGAGGAAUUCGCCUCGUUCCCGGUCGCCUGCUCGAAGCAUAGAGUACAGCAGAGUAUCUCCCCAGCCCAUGAUUAGCCGUUUACAGCAGCCUCGUCUCUCGCUUCAAGGCCACCCUACAGAUUUACAGACUAGCAGUGUCAAAAGUGAAGAAAAACUAAGGCGUAGUCUUCCAAACCUAUCCAGGACAUCCAACAUCCAAGCUGAGUCUGUGAAAAACAGCAGAAGUGACUCAAACUUCCAAGUGCCAAAUGGAGGGAUACCUCGCAUUCAACCUCAAGCCUCAGCCAUCCCGUCUCCGAGCAAGUUCCGCCCGCCGGCGGCUCCGUCGCCGCUGGCCCUGCGGCAGCCGCUGAAGGCGUUCGAGGGCGCCGCGCAGCCCGCGGCGCCGGCACCGGCCGCAGGCGCCCGCGCGCCCGCCGCGGCGCCCAUGAGGAGCGGCCUGCCCAGACCCAGCGCCCCCGCCGCCGCCGGGGGCAUCCCAGUGCCUCGCAGCAAACUUGCACAGCCUCUUCGCAGAUCAUUGCCUGCUCCCAAAACCUAUGGCAACGUGAAAGAUGAGAGUUGGAAAGAUGGCUGCUACUGAACUGCAACGUCCCAGUGCUCCUGGAUGCUUCCUCCCCGGGCUCAAAGACAGCUUGAUUCUACAGACUGUUCACACGUGACUUUGGGGGUUUGUAAAAAUCCCAGACCUCUCUGUCUCUAAUUAGCACAAACUGRCAGAGAUUAUAAAGCAGCACUUUAAUGACAUCUAACAUCAGAUGUUUGGUGUUCAUACAAUCGCUUUUACAUGAAAUGGCUCUCAGUUCUGUUGGAUUUUUUUCCUUGCUUGCUAAGAGUGUAUCAAUUUGAGCAUUUAUGACAGUGGCCAAUGUCUGGGCAAACACCUAACGAAUGCCAAAGAAAUGCCCAUCUUGAAAAGCAGCAAGUAUAACAGCCAACUUAACACAUCCAAAAGUUCAGCCUGUUUUAAUUCRGCAGAGAUUGGUGAAUAUGUACAAUUGCAGUAACGAGACUGUGUUAAUCAGAGCGACUCUUCUGAUUGCAGACUGCUACAGUGCUAGUGACACAUUGGCUUUAACAGUUGUAUGAGAUGCUUGUUGGGGAAAGUGGUACGUACAUCCUUCGGAAGGAGGAUGAAGCAGAACAGUAAAUAGUAGUCAUGGCUUUUGUAUCAGUGAAGGUUUGAAUGUAGCAGACACACAAAUGCAAUAGUAGCRACUGCAUCUUUCCUAGGUUGGUUUGAUACAUCAGUUUUACGUGCUCUUAUGAGUUUGGUUGCCAAAAGGGCUUCUUCUCAGUUGUACAAUCUUUGUAAACCUUCCAGUUCCUUGCUCAGGAAAGAUGGCCUUGCUAUUGUAGCCACAUUUUUAACCCAUGGCUUGCUCUUUGGGGAAAACUCUUUUUUUAUAGCAGGUUUCCUUCAAAAGGAAAGAGCAAGUAGUGCUAUUAAUUUGUUCUGAUACCAUAGGCUUCUGAUACCACUAUGCUCACAGCCUGGAACACAGCUGUAAAUGCUGAUAGUUAAUGAGAAGGAAACACAACUAUGCACUUGUAACAUACAG